This is a messenger RNA of Vicugna pacos (alpaca), 810 nucleotides long. RefSeq names its product growth hormone 1 (gene GH1). Lineage: Eukaryota; Metazoa; Chordata; Mammalia; Artiodactyla; Camelidae. The record is from RefSeq and is marked provisional. Gene Ontology annotation, biological process: animal organ development; positive regulation of tyrosine phosphorylation of STAT protein; response to nutrient levels. Gene Ontology annotation, cellular component: extracellular region. Gene Ontology annotation, molecular function: growth hormone receptor binding; hormone activity; growth factor activity.
GAUCCCAGGGCCUAGCUCCCCAAACCGCUCAGGGUCCUGUGGACAGCUCGCCAGCUGUGAUGGCUGCAGGCCCUCGGACCUCCAUGCUCCUGGCUUUCACCCUGCUCUGCCUGCCCUGGCCUCAGGAGGCGGGUGCCUUCCCAGCCAUGCCUCUGUCCAGCCUGUUUGCCAACGCUGUGCUCCGCGCCCAGCACCUGCACCAGCUGGCUGCUGACACCUACAAAGAGUUUGAGCGCACCUACAUCCCGGAGGGACAGAGAUACUCCAUUCAGAACGCCCAGGCUGCCUUCUGUUUCUCGGAGACCAUCCCGGCCCCCACAGGCAAGGACGAGGCCCAGCAGAGAUCGGACGUGGAGCUGCUCCGCUUCUCGCUGCUGCUCAUCCAGUCUUGGCUCGGGCCUGUGCAGUUCCUCAGCAGGGUCUUCACCAACAGCCUGGUGUUUGGCACCUCGGACCGCGUCUAUGAGAAGCUGAAGGACCUAGAGGAAGGCAUCCAGGCCCUGAUGCGGGAGCUGGAAGAUGGCAGCCCCCGGGCUGGGCAGAUCCUCAGGCAAACCUACGACAAGUUUGACACAAACUUGCGCAGUGAUGACGCGCUGCUCAAAAACUACGGGCUGCUCUCCUGCUUCAAGAAGGACCUGCACAAGGCUGAGACCUACCUGCGGGUCAUGAAGUGUCGCCGCUUUGUGGAGAGCAGCUGUGCCUUCUAGUUGCUGGGCAAUCUGUUACCCCUCCCCAGCACCUCCCCUGACCCUGGAAAGUGCCACUCCAGUGCCCACCACCCUUUCCUAAUAAAAUGAGGUUGCAUCA